Messenger RNA from Anoplopoma fimbria (sablefish), 796 nucleotides. RefSeq names its product prefoldin subunit 6 (gene pfdn6). Gene Ontology annotation, biological process: protein folding; chaperone-mediated protein complex assembly. The coding region runs from base 149 to 529 and encodes 126 amino acids. Lineage: Eukaryota; Metazoa; Chordata; Actinopteri; Perciformes; Anoplopomatidae. Gene Ontology annotation, molecular function: protein-folding chaperone binding. The transcript has 4 exons. The record is from RefSeq and is a predicted model, not a curated record. Gene Ontology annotation, cellular component: prefoldin complex; cytoplasm.
GAGGGCACGGCUAACUUCCGGGUUAGCCGCUGCUCUUUCCGGUUAGCUUGCGCAGAGCUUCCAUCUCCUACAACAUCCACACACUUCACGGCCUCUCGCUCUACGUGUCGUUCACGCUGUCUGUACUACUUUUCCACUGAACACAAACAUGGCAGAGGCCAUUCAAAAGAAACUGAAAGGAGAAGUAGAAAAAUAUACUCAGAUGCAGAAAGAUGUUAGUAAGAGCAUGUCAGCCAGACAGAAGCUGGAGACACAGCUGGCAGAGAACAACAUUGUCAAAGAGGAGCUUGACCUGCUGGACAUCACAAACACAGUGUAUAAGCUUAUUGGCCCAGUGUUAGUAAAGCAAGACCUGGAUGAGGCCAAAGCCACCGUCACCAAAAGGCUGGAGUACAUCAACGGAGAGAUCCAAAGGUACGAGACUCUCCUGAAAGACUUGGAAAAGAAAUCCGAACAGCAUCGAGAAGUCUUGUCCUGUUUACAGCAGGAGUAUCAGAAAGCUCAGGGCCUGGCUGUUGGCAAAGUCUGACCAAGUGCUCCGGCUGCAUGCACACACACACACACACACACACACACACACACACACACACACACACACACACACACACACACACACACACACACACACACACACACACACACACACACACACACACACACACACACACACAAUUCUAAGUAGAAUGGGUUAGUCAUGACUUAAUGUAGACCUUCAACAUAAGGCUGGUAAAAUUGUGCCUGUAAUCUUGUCAAUUCUUUGUUUAUUACAGUGACUAAUAAACAUGUUUUUCAUGAA